This is a messenger RNA of Symbiodinium natans, 1602 nucleotides long. Lineage: Eukaryota; Dinophyceae; Suessiales; Symbiodiniaceae. The record is from the annotation of a GenBank genome assembly.
AUGUUCGCGAAGGCUUCGGUCGGCGUCACGUGCUGGCUGGCGCUCGCCGCCGGCGUGGCGGCUGCCCCCGGCAGCUUCCGCGGCUCUCCAGGCCGCGAUCGCGCGGUGGCCCUGGAGGAGAUCCAGGCGAGCUUGCAGGAGGCCCUGGAGGCCGUGCUGAGCUCGGAAGGCGCCGCCAAGCGCAGUGCCCACAUCGAGGCGCGCGUCUGGCAGACCUUCCAGUCCUUGCCCAAGAACGACGUCGGCCGCCUGGCGCCCAAGGCCGUUCGGUACCUGGUGCACAGCUACUUCAUGAAGGAGCACGGCUGGCUCAUCCAGGGCCUGGACCCCCACGCCAACCAGGCGGAGGUCUCUGAGGUCCACGAGGUGAGCAUCCUCCAGGACAAGGCGCCCUUGCUGGUGGAGUCCUUGCUGGAGGCGCGGCGCUCCAACCACGGCCUCUCCCUCAGCGACGUGGUGGCCAUGGUCGGCGCCCUGGAGCGGCUCAUCUUCGACGAGUCCCUGGCGCUCCUCCAGGCCUCCUACGCCUUCAACGGCCUCAGCGCCGCCGAGCCCAUCCCGCAGCGCAGCGCCCACGAGGUGCUCACCUCCUACCUGCUACUCUUUCAGCUCGGCAGCAAAGCUAACCUCACCGACACCCGCCUACACCAUGCCCUGAAGGUCCUCCAGGACUUCGAGCGUGACACGAUGCUGAACUACAACUUCGACAUGUUCAGGAUUGUGGAAGAGUUGGCGCAUGGGUAUGGCAAGUGGCAGAACACAGAGUGCAUGCAAAUGAAGGGGGAGCUUAUGGAGCUUGACAUGGACGGGGACGGGCGCAUCCCCUUGAAUCACUUCUACAGGCAGCAGGACAAUACCAAGUUCAGCGAGUCGGUGCAGUACCUGCAGGAGAUCGGGGCCCUGGACGAGAGCGGCCGGGAGAAGAAGGUGCGGAUUGCCAACUACUUGCAGGGCCCCUCCAACUGCAUCGCCUCGUCCUCCUACUACUCCAUCUGCUGCCUCAGCGAGUGCGAGGGCCUCUUGAACGAGCUGGAAGCCAAGGUGCAGGCUCCGACGGCGGAGCCCGCGCAGCUCCUGGACUUGGUGGGGCACAUCUCCUCCGCCACCGUGGACGCACCCCGCGAGCUCCCGGGGGGCUUGGUGCGCCGGCUGCAGGACAUCGCGGACCACAACGAGGGGCAGGUGCCUCUUCACGGCCGGCUCUUCGCCGAGUGGCUGCACUACGCCUUCCCACACGAGUGCCCCUAUCCCAAGGUCUUCCAGGAGGCCAAGGCCUUGACACCCCAGUUCUGGGCUCAGAAGAAGAUGUCCGUGGAUGCGGAGGAGCGGCUGGAGAUUGCCUCCACCGCCAUGCUCCAGCCCGAGAACGCCACGCAGGCCACGCCGGGGGGCGAGGCCGAGAUCGCGUGGAGCAGCGAGGAGCUCCUGCACGCCCACGAGGCACCCGCGCGGAAGCGGGGCAGCGCGCGCGUGGCCCUGCGCUGCGUCAUGCAGCUGGCGCUGCUCCUCGGCGUGCUCCGCGCGGCUGCCGGCAGCUGGCAGACGCUCCGCAGCAUGGCCGGAUUCGGGGACAAGGCGGCCAAGGCGGCGCUGCCCUUCUGA